Suillus plorans is the source of this 954-nucleotide messenger RNA. RefSeq lists its product as uncharacterized. Bases 1 to 954 code for a protein of 317 amino acids. Lineage: Eukaryota; Fungi; Basidiomycota; Agaricomycetes; Boletales; Suillaceae. The record is from RefSeq and is a predicted model, not a curated record. The transcript is spliced from 4 exons.
AUGAUUUUGCGCGCUCUGUCCUCCCAAUCAGCGUCCGCAGAGGUGAUCAUAGGGAGCUCAGGUGUCAAAGACCCUAACCCCAUAGAUAAAGAUACUGAGGAAAAGGAUUGGGAGGAUAUGGACUUUGUUGAUGAGGUAGAUGAGGAUACCAUAUGGCUGGAAGGUGAUCCAACUGUAGAAGAAGAUGACUUAACAGACACAGAUUUAUUGAACGACCAGGCUGCCUAUCCCAUACUUUUGAACAAUGUUCAGAUACAGUAUGCCAAGGCGCUGAGGGAAUACUGUACCAAUGUGAGCUCCACCAAAGCUGGGCUGAUGGAGGCCUAUCAUUCUGUCAUCCUGUCUGUUUUUACCACCGCCACCAACCAUGAUUUAUGGGGUCCUCUUCAUUCACCUAUAGAUUCCUUCAUCAUGGCUACCAGCAUCAAUAUCCAAGGACACUUUGUUCCUCUGCAUCUGAUCUCCAGUCACCUGGCCAAGUUAAUCUACACCACCAUGUUCUCCAUCCUGACAGAGGUCAUGAAGACUUCUGACCCAUACAAAGGUCACAUUGCCCUUCCUCGACUUCAGUUCACCACAUUUGAUGGCCCUGACUUCACCUUUGAUGGGAAACCGCUCUCAGUCACCUCCAUGACCAAAAAUGUACCACAGCAUCUACUGAGAGAUGAUCCUGAUGCUGUGCUACAGCAUCUCAAGAACCCGGAAGAAGUUGUUGAUCAGCCUCACGAGCAUGUCAUAGGCUGUGGAGUCCUGGCUUCAGAGAUGCAGGCCACCUGGAAUCCACUGAAAUUUGUGAUGGCAAACCGCAAACUCUGCAAAAAGUAUUUCAGUAUUGAUUCCAGUGGAAAUCCUGUUCCGCUCAAGGGGCCAUGGGAGGAAUACCUGUGGCAGGUUGAAGAGUUUAAGGAGUGCUUUUACUUCCUAUUUCAUCAGAUCCCAGAAAUGCCAAAAUGA